AUGGCAGACAACUACGAUUUCACUUCGCUGGCACUCAUGCCGAACAUCAACCCGGGAAUUGUCGCAGGCCUCGCAGUCGAUAUUUCUGCCUUCAACAGAAUUUCCAUCAUCUCAAAUGCACUCAUCACCCCGGCCGAUACCGACACAUGUCGGCUUUUCGCAGCCCACCUCAGAACGAUUAUCGAUGAUAUGCAGCCGCACAUGACGGCAUUCAAUGACAAGAUCGAGGAAAAGCGAGUGCAGCUAACCGACGGAGGACAUGCGAUUGGAAACCGGGGCGUGGAUCAGGAGACGAUCAACCUUUUGCAUCGCCGUAUAAUGCUUGAACGGUUCAUUGAAGAACUCGAGCAGAUGAUACGAAGUGUUGAAGCCAAAGUUUCGGCUCAUCACGCAGCCGCAGAGGGGGGCGGUCAAGCGCAUGCCUCCGACGAGGACGAGGACGAUGAGGAUGGCGACGACACGGAAGACGACGACGCGGAAGACGACGACGAAGAAGACAACGAGCAGAGCAUUUUCGCCUGCAUUCAGUGCGGCAAGACUUACGCCCGACAGAGAUCCCAUCGACAGCACGUUCGCAUGAGCCAUCCGGGACUGCAAUGCCGGCAUCCGACUUGCGGACUCACGACCACGACAGAGCGGGACAUGCUCAGACAUCUCGAGGCCUCCCACAUUAUAUCUUCCGAUGUGAUCUUGAAUGAACAGAGCAGAUUCCCCUGCUCUUGGGCGAGCUGCGGUAAGACGUUCAAGGCCAUCAGCUGUGUCCGACGGUGUGUGCUCUACCACAAAACCGCCGCAUGA
Anthostomella pinea is the source of this 798-nucleotide messenger RNA. The record is from the annotation of a GenBank genome assembly. NCBI's taxonomy places the organism in Eukaryota, Fungi, Ascomycota, Sordariomycetes, Xylariales, Xylariaceae.